CACUACUUACCGCCGUCUUCUGGGUGGAGUUCUGGUGUGAAAAUGCUGUCAGCCAUGGAGGAAUACGAGUAGCCAUUGUCUCCAACUCCUUCCAUUGAUCGUUGAGGGGUGACAAGGGAUUUGUUCUUAUAGGACGGAGCAUUGUGAAAGACGAAGUAGCAGAGAACAUACAGACGAGCGAGCAGAGAGUAGCAAUGGUCACUCUGAGGAAGAGAGUUCGAAGUUCGGAUGCAAAUCCCAAAGAAGCCCAGAAUGAAAAUACCCUAACCGCUGGCGCUCCAGAGCAGGUGGUCUCAGGGUACGAGCAGUCCAGAGAUAAAAGGAUUAAAGAGAACAUGGAGAGAAUGCAAAAGCUUGGUAUCCUCGAUCUCUCUCUCAAACUCAAGUCCGGCCUUUCCUCUCCCAAGCGCAAUCCCAGAAACAGUUCCGAAAGAAAAAUGCCUCAACCUUCUCCACUGCUCCCUUCUGCACCUUCGAGACGUUCUUCCAGGUUGCAGAAUGCAGCUCCUGUUAGCUACUCAGAACUUCGUGUGCACAACAAAAAGGACAAAUCGGGAUCCUACGACAUGGAGCCUUGUGUGGAAGAAGGGGAGAAGCCAGAGAUUUAUACGGAAGAACAAGAGAAGCUCUUGGGUACGUGUGAAACGCCUUGGACUCUUUUUGUGGAUGGAUUUGGGAAGGAUGGUAAGCGUAUAUAUGAUCCGAUAAAGGGGAAGACAUGCCAUCAAUGCCGGCAGAAAACUCUUGGUCAUCGUACACAUUGCAUCGAAUGCAAGCUGGUACAAGGGCAGUUUUGUGGAGAUUGCUUGUACAUGAGAUAUGGGGAGAAUGUACUGGAAGCCAAUCAGAAUUCCAAUUGGAUUUGCCCUGUUUGUCGUGGGAUUUGCAACUGUAGCUUAUGCCGAGUGCGAAAAGGAUGGGUUCCCACCGGGAAUCUAUAUAGAAAAGUCUCAAACCUGGGCUACAAGUCAGUUGCACAUUAUCUCAUCCAAACCCACCGCUCUCAAACAAACUUAGAAGAAGAUCCAGGAGUGGAACACCCAGUUUCUGCUAAGAGGUCAUUACCCUGUGAAGACUUGGAAGGACCGUCCCAGGAGAAGCCUUUUGACUGUGGUGAUGGCAAUCAUGAAUGUUCAAAGCCACAAGUUGAAGAAUUUGGAGAUGAUGAUGGGACUAAAGAGAAGAAAGUAGAAGUACAGAGUAUGGAUACUGAGCAUGAUGUUAGCAAUAGUGCAUCAGAAGGUGACUCAAAGCUUAGAAUGAAUCAUGUCCUUGCUACUGAAGUAUGCCAAGAUGGUGUUGCUGGAAGAUUGAGGCAGCACAGUAACAAGGAUACUGACUACAAUAGAUGCACAAAGUCAGAGAUUGGAAACAGCCAAAAUGAUAAGAAAUCCAGAGUGGGGGAAGAGGAAGGGAAUACAGAUGAUGAAGAGGUUAUCAGUAUUGCAUCAGAUAGUAGUGAUCAGAAGCCACUUGCCUUUGCCAGCGAUUCUAUUCCAGGUAGUAUUGCUGGAAGGUUGAGGCUAAGGCGUAACAGGUCCUGAAGAUGGAUGCUCUUUUUAUAUCAGCAAGGUGCUGAUGUUCUAGUAUUGGCUCUCAAUUGCAUAUAGAAGCAAGCACCAAGUUUUGAACAGGUUCCAUAUUUUGGGCGAGGAUGCAUGUGAAUUUUAUUUCUGGUGGGACUGUCUUUUUGUCCUUCUACAGGUGCAAUUAAGUCACCGAACACUUUACUGGCAUUUUAUUUGGCACUGAACCAAUCCCCUAUGUAGGUUUUCUGAGGUCCUAACAUGUCCUGAAGGUGCAUACUCUCUUGUUGGCUUAGUAGCUGUUAAGUAUACAUGCAAAUACUGUUCAAGUCAUGGAAGCAAGUGCACAUAGGUUUUGCAAUUUAUGCUGGGAUGACGAAAUGAUUUUAUUUCUGAUGGAGUUACAUACUUCUAAUGAUCUUUUAGUCUUUCAAAACUUUUGAAAACACUUAUUAAAGAUGACAUUUUGGAUGAUUCUUGUCA
Macadamia integrifolia is the source of this 2009-nucleotide messenger RNA. Its product is annotated as cell division cycle-associated protein 7-like. Gene Ontology annotation, biological process: regulation of DNA-templated transcription. The transcript is spliced from 5 exons. NCBI's taxonomy places the organism in Eukaryota, Viridiplantae, Streptophyta, Magnoliopsida, Proteales, Proteaceae. Gene Ontology annotation, cellular component: nucleus. Bases 195 to 1544 code for a protein of 449 amino acids. The record is from RefSeq and is a predicted model, not a curated record.